AUGAAAAAAAUAACCUUCUACACUUUUUCUUCUAGCCUCAUUAAUGAUUUGUGCCUCAAGAUUUUAUUUUUUUCUCUCAGAAGUAGUCACUUUGAUUUCUCAAUCCAAACAACGAUUUGUUAAACAGAAUUAUUGAUUUCUGAUGCCAAAGUAGAAAAAUACAUUUUAAUUAGCCAUUUCUACUUUAGAAUAAUAACUUCACAUACAUUGCCCAUAAUAGGAAUUGAUCGAUAUUUCAAUCUUAAUAUCAGUUAAUGUGAGAGAUUAAGGGAGAUAAAUAAAGAUUCAGGAAAAAUCUCUGUCAAUUCGAAGCAAAAAUAACUGCAAUUAUAAGGUGCACAUAAUUACCAAUCAAACCAUGUAAUAUGUCACAUUUUACAACUUAUAUAUAACAGGAAUACUUUUCAAUUAUAAAAAUAGGAGGAAUCCAAUGCAUAAACUGGAAAUAUCUAUAAGAGAAUCCGUUAGUAAAAAAAAUUAUUAACUUCUUAGAAAUAAUAACUAAGUUACAUCCCAUUCAUUCAGAUACAUAUUUAUUUAGUUUUCUGCUUGUCAUAAUACAAGUUUGUCUUGAGUUUUUGCAUCAGAAAAGGAAAUAGAAAAUAUCUUAGAAUUGGACCAAGAUAACCAUUUCAAGAAAUCAUAACAAAUGAAUUUACAAGGUUUUCUUUAAGCAGUUCUAAGGCUAUUUCUUAAAGAUAUAAACUCAUGUAAACUUUUACUGAUGAAGGAUUAAUUUGGGAAUAAAUUUUGGAUUAAUCAAACAUUUAAUAAAGUGAAUGGAGAGAGAUAUCUGAAUUUUAUGAUAAUCAAUAUUUGGUUAUUCAGGAUAUUAUGCUAGAUUAUAAAUAAACAAAUAAUAUUAGAACUUAUGUUAAAUGGCAAACAAUUUUAGGAAAACUAGGAGGAAUAUUUUAAAUUUUAAUUAUGAUUGUAGCUAUUAUUUUAAAGCAAAUUAUUGAAAACUUUAUGAAAUUAGAAAUUGUGAAUAAUCUUUUCAAUUCUCAGAACCACUUCAAAUAAACAUAACGAAUAAUCAGUAAUCAAAUCAAUAACUCACAAAAUGAAAUUAGAAUAAUAGAUUAAGGCAAAUCUAAUUUGGAAAUUUGGUUAAUAAUCUUUGGGUGUAGGUAAUGA
This is a messenger RNA of Paramecium octaurelia, 1137 nucleotides long. NCBI's taxonomy places the organism in Eukaryota, Ciliophora, Oligohymenophorea, Peniculida, Parameciidae. The record is from the annotation of a GenBank genome assembly.